AGAGACGCCCGGGGGCGCAGAGACAGAGCUCUGCAGCCAUCUCGUCCAUAGACGGAACCACAGCGACCGGUUGACACCCGUCCAUCAGCCGCCACCAGCAGCACCCCCAUCAUGCGGGAAAUCGUGCACCUGCAAGCCGGGCAAUGCGGCAACCAGAUCGGGGCCAAGUUCUGGGAGGUCAUCAGUGAUGAGCAUGGCAUCGACCCCACUGGGACCUAUCAUGGGGACAGUGACCUCCAGCUGGAGAGAAUUAAUGUCUACUACAACGAGGCCACAGGUGGAAAUUAUGUUCCCAGAGCCGUGCUGGUUGACCUAGAACCUGGCACCAUGGACUCCGUCCGCUCUGGCCCUUUUGGCCAGAUCUUCCGGCCAGACAACUUUGUGUUUGGUCAAUCUGGAGCAGGCAACAACUGGGCCAAGGGUCAUUACACUGAGGGCGCAGAGUUAGUGGAUGCAGUCCUGGACGUGGUGCGCAAAGAGGCUGAAAGCUGCGACUGUCUCCAGGGCUUCCAGCUCACCCACUCGCUCGGAGGUGGCACAGGCUCAGGCAUGGGGACCUUGCUCAUCAGCAAGAUCCGGGAGGAGUUCCCAGACAGGAUCAUGAAUACGUUCAGCGUAGUGCCAUCGCCCAAGGUGUCUGACACGGUGGUGGAACCCUACAAUGCCACACUGUCUGUGCAUCAACUGGUGGAGAACACUGAUGAGACCUACUGUAUCGACAAUGAGGCCUUGUACGACAUCUGCUUCCGCACUCUCAAGCUGACCACGCCCACCUACGGGGACCUCAACCACCUAGUGUCGGCCACCAUGAGUGGGGUGACCACCUGCCUGCGCUUUCCCGGUCAGCUCAACGCAGAUCUACGCAAGCUGGCUGUGAACAUGGUGCCGUUCCCCCGUCUCCACUUCUUCAUGCCAGGAUUCGCACCCUUGACCAGCAGGGGCAGCCAGCAGUACCGAGCCCUCACCGUUCCUGAGCUGACCCAACAGAUGUUCGAUGCUAAGAACAUGAUGGCCGCGUGCGACCCGAGACACGGUCGCUACCUGACCGUGGCUGCUGUCUUCCGAGGACGGAUGUCCAUGAAGGAGGUGGACGAGCAGAUGCUAAGUGUGCAGAGCAAGAACAGCAGCUACUUCGUUGAGUGGAUCCCCAACAACGUCAAGACAGCCGUGUGUGACAUCCCACCCCGAGGCCUGAAGAUGGCAGCCACCUUCAUCGGCAAUAGCACAGCCAUCCAGGAGCUGUUCAAACGCAUCUCAGAGCAGUUCACCGCCAUGUUUAGGCGCAAGGCCUUCCUGCAUUGGUACACGGGUGAAGGCAUGGACGAGAUGGAGUUUACGGAAGCAGAGAGCAACAUGAACGACCUGGUGUCCGAGUACCAGCAGUAUCAGGAUGCCACGGCUGAAGAGGGCGAGUUCGAAGAGGAGGCCGAAGAGGAGGUGGCUUAAGUCUUCAGCCAUCACUCUGCCCCCGGGGCACACCAGCAAAGCUUUGACCCUGAGCACCCCACCUCUGCACCCAGCUGCUUGUUCCCUUGGAUUCCGUGAGCAUCUUCAUCAUGACGGCCAAGGCCAAAGCCCAGGUUGCUUCAUUUGUUUCACCCUUAACUCCUAAACCCCACUGUCUCUCCAACCGAGGCAGUUUCCAUGAGAGCCCCCAACACACACACACACACACACACACACACACACACACACACACUCCACCUCCUUAA
This is a messenger RNA of Rattus rattus (black rat), 1712 nucleotides long. RefSeq names its product tubulin beta 4A class IVa (gene Tubb4a). Gene Ontology annotation, cellular component: cytoplasm; microtubule. Gene Ontology annotation, molecular function: structural constituent of cytoskeleton; GTP binding; GTPase activity. Lineage: Eukaryota; Metazoa; Chordata; Mammalia; Rodentia; Muridae. Gene Ontology annotation, biological process: microtubule cytoskeleton organization; mitotic cell cycle. The transcript has 4 exons. The record is from RefSeq and is a predicted model, not a curated record. The coding region runs from base 112 to 1446 and encodes 444 amino acids.